Molecule: messenger RNA, 618 nt
Organism: Volvox carteri f. nagariensis
Lineage: Eukaryota; Viridiplantae; Chlorophyta; Chlorophyceae; Chlamydomonadales; Volvocaceae
Exons: 5
Coding region: 1-618 (205 amino acids)
Source: RefSeq, a predicted model, not a curated record
AUGUUACUGCAGUACAAGUUACCGUCGCGUCAGUUGGCACUCGAAUACCUGCAGCAGCAGCUCUUCACGAUCCACGGCGUGCAGGCCAGGUAUUCGAGGAGUGUGAAAUGGGAGGUGGCCUCCCAUCUUAUGGACGGUGUAGGACGUGAUAAUAUCAACUUCCGUUGCCGCUGCUCGUUGACCAGCAUGCUGCUUGGCCAUGUCCCGGAUGCUGCUGUCGCGGAAUGCACCUUCUUCCUGGCCGUCAGCUCCCCCCCUUUGGUGCCCUCGUCCUCGUCCUGGGAUGUCAUCCUCAUCGCUGGCGUCCCCAGGCCAGGUACGGAGUACGGUAAGGUGGCGCCGCAGCCAGCGCCGCCGACAGCGGAAGUGGUGGUGGCAGGACCGCCGCCGCAGCCGCCGCAGCCGCAGCCGCAGCCGCCACCACCGGCGGCGAUGGCGGCGGCAGAUCGAUACAUGUCCCCGGAGCCGUUGGCAGCGGCGAGGAGCAGCUGCAUCAUCGGGGCGGCUGCCGUACGUCGUCGGGGCACAGGGCACGGGAGCAGGUAUUCGAGGAGUGUGAAAUGGGAGGUGGCCUCCCAUCUUAUGGACGGUGUAGGACGUGAUAAUAUCAACUUGUGA